Messenger RNA from Fimicolochytrium jonesii, 456 nucleotides. RefSeq lists its product as uncharacterized. The record is from RefSeq and is a predicted model, not a curated record. Lineage: Eukaryota; Fungi; Chytridiomycota; Chytridiomycetes; Spizellomycetales; Powellomycetaceae. The coding region runs from base 1 to 456 and encodes 151 amino acids. The transcript has 3 exons.
AUGUCGUCCAGGGAAACGAGUAUCACGUUCCCACCAGGUUUCACCCCACUAGAGCGUAUACUCCUGACUGCCAAUGGUAAUGUACAGAGAAUAUUAAGCGCCUACUACAACGCCAAGAUUGUAGUGAAGAUCAUAAAGAACGAGAAGGUUUCCGCCCAAGCCAGCGUCUUUGAGCGCGAAGUUGACCUCUUGUUGCAGGACAAAGUAUGCUGCAAGGCAACGAGCGUUGUCACCAUUAGCGACGCAAAGUAUCAACGGAUGCUUGUAGAGGAGAACAUAGCCAUCGGACAACUGUUUCGAUAUCUGAACAUUUUGCCCGAGUAUGAGCUGAAGAACGUCGAGAGGAGAGAGAACGGCGGAUUUUGGAGGCAGUAUACAUUGAAGUCGCCUGGGAUUGUUUGCGACAUAUUGGAGGACUUUCCAGCGUCCGUUUUUGAACUAGAGCCCAACAGUUAG